This is a messenger RNA of Lampris incognitus (smalleye Pacific opah), 1697 nucleotides long. Its product is annotated as OX-2 membrane glycoprotein-like. The record is from RefSeq and is a predicted model, not a curated record. The coding region runs from base 119 to 976 and encodes 285 amino acids. The transcript is spliced from 5 exons. Gene Ontology annotation, molecular function: cell-cell adhesion mediator activity. NCBI's taxonomy places the organism in Eukaryota, Metazoa, Chordata, Actinopteri, Lampriformes, Lampridae.
GUGUGUCAGCCACGCUGGCUUUGUCGUCGGAAAGCCCCUCGGUUUCACUUUCGGCCUGUGAUUUAAAUACACCGGGUCCGGGUCCGGGAACAAAACUGAAAGCGCAGCUCGGUCCGACAUGUCUCGCUUACUUCUGCUGCUCUGCUGGUUAUCCCACGCCGACGCCGCUCGGUUCAUCCACAGCGGGGACGCGACGGCAGACUUCGGCGGGGACGCGCACUACAGGUGCGCGCUGGUGGACGCCACGGGCGUGCUGCAGGUCACCUGGCAGCGGCUGGCGGGCGGGGGGCCCGUGGAGAUCCUGGGCACCUACAGCCGGCGGUUCGGCACGCAGAUCGACGGGCGCCACGCCGGCAAGGUCGUCUUCUCGGAGGCGUCCCUCAACUCCACGUCGAUCACGGUGAGGAACGUGACGUGGGCGGACGAAGCCUGCUACGUCUGCUCCUUUAACGCCUACCCCGGCGGCUCGACUCGCCGGCAGACCUGCCUCACCGUGCAAGGCAUAUCCGACCUGCAAACCGAUGUGCAACGAAUUUCCAACCAUGGAUUCAAGGGAGAUGGGGAGGUUGUUGUCAGUUGCUCGGCCACAGGUAAACCAGCCCCCGAAGUCCGGUGGAGCAGCUCAGCAAGCGCCGACCUGAAGGAAUCAAAUCACAGGACUGUUCAGAACCAUGACGGCACGUUCACCACCACGAGCAACGUCACUCUGACGCCACAAGCAGACAGAUACGUGGACUGUCUGGUGAACGAUGGCCAGAGACGGGAGCGUGUCCUUGUCAACAACUCCUCCAUGGGCGAGGAAGAGGAGAACACAGAUGUGGAGAAAGAGGAAGGAAGUGGAACACUUGUUUUGGUGAUUGCUGUUGUAUCCAUCAUGUGCAUUGCCUGUGUCGUCGUAUAUGCUUGGGCGAGGCAAAAAAGGUUGCUGGACGUCAAUAUUUCCAUGUGCCACAGACGAGCUGCAAAUGUUGUAUAAUGUGAAUUUUGUUUUCCUGUUUAGCAUUUAUUUAUUGUUCAUUUAUUUAUUUACCAACCUAAUCCAAUUUGGGGUUUAUGGAACCGCAGCACCUAUGAUUGGGAUCUGAUUGACUGUUUGUGGGUGGGCUCUAUUGAACCCAAGGACAACUGAGUUUCCAUUUCGCCCCAUAAGGAGGUAUUUGGGACUGUAGGAGGAAACUGUGUGAGUCAAAGCCUCCGUGCUGCCUCAUUAAUUGGGGCUACUGUAACUUGGGUUGGGUCCGGUUCUUACACAGUGAAACCCGUUGCACUUUAAUCGCGGACUAAGCUAUUAUAUUUUUUAUCAUUGUAGGUUUUAUGUAUUGAAGGCUAUGUAACCUGGGCUUUGGUGUCUUUGAAUAUUCUAGUCGUUGGAAGAGAAAAUACUUGAAUACUUUUUUUCCGCUUAGAAUUUACACACGCACUUUAUACCAUUUAUUAAAUGUAAUUUGUAGUUUGUGUUUUGCUUUCUCUUGUGUUGCCUGUGUUACACCUACAUUGGGUGGCCCAGUGGUCGUUCCCAGUUCCUUGCUGUGUGAAGUUUGCAUGUUCUCUACGUGGGGUUUCUCCGGGUGCUCCGGUUUCCUCCCAUCGUCAAAAAGACAUGCAUGUCAGGGUUAAUACCCCUGAAUGUACCCCCGACCAAGGCAAUGGAAAGAACUGGUCCCUGGGUGCUGCAGUUGCCCACUGCUCCUAGCUAC